AUGCAUUGGAAAAUCUCCGUCAAUCCUCCCAUCGAGGGUGAUGAUGAGGUCGUCCGGCUCCGCGUCGAUCACGGCUUGCGAGGGAGGGUCUGUGUGUCCGAAAAGGGAACCAAUGCCGUCGAUGGUCUUGCUACCCGAGGUCUCGAUGCAGAGACUGUCAACGAAUCAACCUGGCCCUUCGUUCCUCGCCAGUCGUUCAAUCUUGGCGGUGAUCCUGCCCCGGCCGAUGUUGACUACUUCUGCGUCAACAAGCCGAUAUACGAUUGUCCUGAGAAGGUUGAUAGAGCGGGCGCCAAAUGCAGCCUAUGCAAGAAUUUGAAGCGUCCAGUGGGUGGCACAUUGGCUCUCCAUCAUGAUAGCUUCUGUGCCAACGACGGUACCCAAACGUCCUAG
This is a messenger RNA of Letharia columbiana, 393 nucleotides long. RefSeq lists its product as uncharacterized. Lineage: Eukaryota; Fungi; Ascomycota; Lecanoromycetes; Lecanorales; Parmeliaceae. The transcript is spliced from 3 exons. The record is from RefSeq and is a predicted model, not a curated record. Bases 1 to 393 code for a protein of 130 amino acids.